Molecule: messenger RNA, 3431 nt
Organism: Stereum hirsutum FP-91666 SS1
Lineage: Eukaryota; Fungi; Basidiomycota; Agaricomycetes; Russulales; Stereaceae
Exons: 4
Coding region: 330-3431 (1033 amino acids)
Source: RefSeq, a predicted model, not a curated record
CUCCCCACUACCACCAUCUACGCUGGCAGUAACAUCUGAGGCAGCCUGAGCUUGCCCUUUCCUCGACUCCUACGUUCUUCUGAACGCCAAACUAGGAAGUAAUACUUCGAAUCUGGUCUUUCCCAAAGGACUCGCCUGAAAGGGACUUCUCAUUGUGUUCUGCGCAUCCGAUCCUCUUUGUCCCGUCGGACACUUGGCAUUAUCCGUGCAUUGUUCUCCUCGAUACCUGUAACCAAGCAAGCCUGGCACGAGGCAAACUAGCCACGAUCGACAAACGUCGGUUUUGAACAUUGUGUCAUUCAACUCUUGCAGUGCUUAUAAAUCCCACAAUGGUACUGAAUCCCAACUCUGCUCCUGCUUCCUCUUCUUCCUUUCCCCUGUCUGCCCUCCCGCACUCCGUAUUGCCACCCGUCCCACCUCCGCCACACCCUGCGCGCCCCAACCACCGGAAACGAAUAUCACAGUGGACACAUUCCAUUUCUGCUUCCUUACCGGGAGACGCUCCAAUACAUCGCUCUUCUGUACUCUUCCGCGAUACUCUGAACGCCCACUACGUGCAAGAAGAGGAACCCACAUCCGACAACGCAACCUCGUCUCGCGACACCACCGUCUUCGAUACACCCUCUAUGUCCUCACUAAUCCGAAAGCGACGGCAGGGCAAGGAUCGCUCAAAGCCCGUGCAGGAAGGUCUUGUACAUUCGAAAUCUACCCCACAUCUCCCUCUCCCGGACUCCUUCAUCCCAUCAUCCCCUCCCAAAGCCCCAUCCAAAUACAGAACCAGUCGUCGUCCUUCCACCUCCCAUGGCGAGUCGUCCUCGUCGCCUAGACCCUCCGCAGACGAUCCGAGAGCCGCAGCUCGGCAAGGGAUCGCUUUCCCGCACAAUAAGCCGCCGGCCAACAGCGGCGGCACUGGCCCGAACAACAACAAUGGAGGGUCCUUGUUUCGCAAAGUGACGAAACAGCGUUCGCUGGGCAAUCUCUUCCAAGGACGAUCGUCCGGUGAGCACAGCGACUCGACGGUCACCUCAGCGCUUGCAUCCCCGACGUUUUCGGGACUCGGACACUCGCCACAAUCGAGCGUCUCGUCGGUGUUGGAGGGAUUGGAGGCGGCCCCUGUGAGUGGAAAAAGGUGGUCGAGGGAGGAACAGUCGGGCGCGGGAGAUAUCGAUGACCGGAGGAGCACAUUCCAAGAGAGGCCGUUCUUCAAGAUUGGAAGGGAUGGGAUGACAAGGUAUCAUCCGUAUUCGGAUUGCAAUGUGCCGUAUUCCUUGCCUUAUGAUGACGCGACACUCGAAAACGAACGAUAUACCACCAUGCUGCUACGACGGUUGACUCCCAAUCACGGACCAUCGUUUCACGAUUAUGGCGAUAAACCGCCAGCACGGGUCCUCGACCUCGGAUGCGGGCGAGGUGAUUGGAUAGUCGACUCUGCAGGGUCGUGGCCCAAUACGAAGUUCACAGGCCUCGACCUGGUCCGACUUGCAGAGGACUGUUGGGAGCUCAGCGACUCCGUGAUCAAUAACAUUGGCUGGGUUCAACAUGAUUUCCUGCAUUAUCGACUCCCCUUCCCAAACGACUCCUUCGAUUUCAUCCGUCUCGCAAACCUCACCCUCGCAAUCCCAGGACCAGAGUGGCGCCGUCUCUUCGUCGAAGUUGAACGCGUACUCGCGCCCGACGGCCGUAUGGAGCUCAUCGACGAUGAGCUCUUCUUCCCCUACAUGGAUAUUCCUGCUCCCCCACUGGCUCCUGUCUCGCGGGAUCGAGAUACACCGCCCGUGAACGCUAAUAGGCGGAUAUCCACCAUCGACCGUGACCUGGAUCCAUCGUUCGACAACGAGGAUGAGGACGAGGAAGAUGCUUACGACGGAAUCGUAGCUGCACGCCGGCCCAGCGCGAACGAUUCCUGCUUGGACUACUACUUCGACUCUUCAGACUCCCACGCUUCGUUCAAUUCCUCAGAUUCCAAACAAACCGACACCGAGGCCAAGCGACAGUCGUACUCUUCAACGGAUACAUCGAAUACGAGCAUGGGCCAUAAGGACUCUCAAGGCGAGUUCGAUCGCUCACUUGAUGUGGCGCACGCCCUUGAGGCUCUGCAUGCCACUGCGCUGAACGAGAAGUACAACAUCCAGCCGCAUCCGUCGGAUUAUAAUAGGAUUAUGACGGAGAGGGCGUUGGUCGUUGCCUUCGGGAGGGACUGCGUACGCAAGUCGAAGGACAGGAGGGUCUGUCUGCCGAGCAAAGAAUGGUUCGAAGAGAUGGGUGUUGAUGCGUUAUUGAAAGAGAAAGAAAAAGAGAAGGGAAAGAACAGUAAUUGGCCUUUGUUCACCGUCGAGUGGGAUACGAAGAAGGAUAGAGAGAAGGAUGAGUUUUCGACGGUGAAGAGUAACAAGGGGAGUAUGAGAAGUAGGAAGUUCUCAGAGCUGAUGGGGUCGGACGGGUUCGUCGCUUCGGCGACUACGACGGCCGCUUUCGGGCUUCCUUUAUCCACCAGCCCACCAUCGUUCUCCCCUCAUCUCCCCUCAUCUCCGCCGUCUAACGCCAGCACGCAGUCUUUUCACGCUAUGCACGCGUAUACGCCUCCGCAUCAUAGCCCACUGGCGUCAUCCAACAAACCCCUACCUUCCAUCCCAGGAUCCACUCCAUUCCCUACCACCAUGUCCGCCAAAGCCGCAAAGCUGCUAGGCGCACCAAUGCCACGUCCCGCUCCCAUACCUGCCUCACCUCCAAAGAAACCCGUCUUCUCCGCGCCGUUCUAUGCUCCUCCGUACCAGCCGAACGGGUUGGUGUUGUUCCCGGACGUGUUCAUGCCGAUGGAGGAGGAAGAGUUGGAGAUGCAUGUGCGAAGAAAUCUGCAGGUGGUGUUGAGUUCGGGAAGACUUUUGGAGGAGUUUGUCAGGGAGAAGGCGGAGAAGGAGGCUCAGAAGGAAGCUGAGGCGGAGGUCAUGACGGAGCAGGAGAGGGAAGCGAUAAGGGAGAUGCAGAGGGAGCAGGCGCUAGAGCGCGAGGAGAGCGAGGCAGAUGCAGAGAAAGAGAUUACGAAUGAGAGUGUGAAGGUCAUGAAGGAGAGAUGGUCGGUCAAGGAAGAGAUCGAGGAGUUGAAGGAUAUGUUGGGGGAGUAUGGAGCAUUCGAAAGACGAAGGUUCAAUUGGCCUCUCCACCCGUCGUGGCAGUGGAAAGACCGUGUUAAAGACGAGAAUUCCAAUACGCACAAACGCGACCGUACAGUGGAUGAGCCGAGUUCGUCGCGGAGCGGUACCUUUGCCAGUCGGGGGCGCAGCGAUUCGAAGUCUGGGAACAGUAAGACGAUGAUCCCCACGCCAAAUUGGCAAGAGAUUCAAGUGGAGAAUUUGAAGAAGAGUGAGAAGGGUUUGAUCUGUGUGAGGUCGUUCAGAGUGUUCCAGGUUCACAAGGCUGCGCUGGCGGAAUGA